AUGUCUCACUCCGCGCUGGGGAUCGCAGAGACGAUCCAGAGCGCCUCCAUCAAACGUCAUCCAUCACCAAGACACGACAUCAAUCCAGCCACAGCCGCAUCGGAAAAAGCGCCCUACGAAGAGGCUGACCCGUCAGAUACAGCUAGUAUCUCUUCAGAUAUUCUCGACCGACCCGCCUUGCGACCCGUUGCGCGCAGACGAGAUCUUCCUCCUUUACCGGAUCUGAGGUUUGAGCAGAGCUAUUUGGCUAGCUUGAGAGGUGCGGAGACAUGGCAGCGCAUUGCUUGGAUUACUGUUAGGGAUCAGGUCCUUCUUCCCUUGAUCCAAGGGACUUUCUGGACACUCGGACUCGAAGGAUGGCGUUUCUGGAAUCGCAAUGCCUCAUAUCAUGGAACCACACUCGGCACACGCCUACGACGAUGGUGGUAUAAUGUGAACAAUUGGCCCAUUCCUCCUCCGCGAGUUAAGUUGGAUAAGAAGUUUGUGGAACGAGUGCAAGACUUUUAUACGGCGCAAUUCUCGAGCGAUUGA
Molecule: messenger RNA, 531 nt
Organism: Talaromyces marneffei
Lineage: Eukaryota; Fungi; Ascomycota; Eurotiomycetes; Eurotiales; Trichocomaceae
Exons: 3
Coding region: 1-531 (176 amino acids)
Biological process (GO): mitophagy
Molecular function (GO): mitochondrion autophagosome adaptor activity
Source: RefSeq, a predicted model, not a curated record